Molecule: messenger RNA, 1419 nt
Organism: Terrapene triunguis (Three-toed box turtle)
Lineage: Eukaryota; Metazoa; Chordata; Testudines; Emydidae
Gene: HIRIP3
Product: HIRA interacting protein 3
Exons: 4
Cellular component (GO): nucleus
Source: RefSeq, a predicted model, not a curated record
CGGAGGCGGGAAAGACGCAGCGGGGCGAUGGCUGCGGAGCAGGAGAUGCGGGACUUCACUCGCGGGCUCUUCCAGGGCAGCCCGGACCUCAGCGUGCUGACGCUGGCCAUGGUGCGGAGGAGGUAUCUGGCCCACGUGGGCCGGGAGAGCCUGGUGCGGGAGGAGAAGGAGUUGCUCAAGCAGCUGGUGGAGGAGGAGCUGCUGAGAAUGCAGCUGGAUGAUUCCAGUUCCGACGGGGGGGCCCCGAGCCCCGAGAGCGCCUGGGAUGCCCCUGAAGCCGGGGCUGAGAAGCGACCCCGCAGCGGCUCCGACUCGUCGCGGGGGGGCCCCGAGGACAUGGCGAGAAAGAAACAGCGACUGGAUCAGGGUUCUGAGGCCAGUUCUGAUGGGGAGGAUUCUGGGAUUGAUUCGAGGAAGCCGAAACUGGCGCCUGCCCAGGAGGAUGCUGGGAAAUCCGGGCACACGGGAUCGUGUGAGGACGAGGGGGACUCUGGGGCAGAGGAGACACCUGACUGGGGUGGCACCCGCAGAGAGAGCAACUCCGAAUGGGCAGCUGGCAGCGAGGGAACGAAGCAGCCCCCGAGGAGGAGAGCAGAGGGAGCCGAGGCGCAGGACCGGCUGGGGAAGAAGCGAGCGAGAGAGGCAGAGCGGAGGGGUGACUGUGGGGAGCAGAAGGGGAAAGCAAACGGGGGGAUCACAGCUCAGACGCAGGAGGAAUUGGGGAGUGAAUCGGCAGUGGAAGAGGAGGAGUGUAAGCGGCAGAAGCAGACAGGGAAGACGGGAGCGAGGAAGACCAAGCGGAGGAGUGAUAGCGAGGAGGAGGGGGACAGCAAGAAAAAGGGGAGGAUGAAGGCUCAGGGGACGGAAGUGGGGAGCGACUCUGAGGUGAACGAGAAGGAGUGUCAGAGCAGAAAAGGGGCAGGGAAGAAGAGAACGAGGAAGGCAGGGAGAUGGAGUGAUAGUGAGGAGGAAGAGAACAAGGAGAAGAGGACAAAGGCUCAGAGAGAGGAGGAAUCAAGGAGCGAGUCAGAGGAGGAAGAGGAGGGUAGGAGCCGGAAGCCGGCAGGGAAGAAGGGAACGAAGGAGGCCAAGCGGAGGAGUGAUAGCGAGGCUGAGGAAGUGGGCAGCAGGAAGAAGACAAAGGCUCAGAAGUGGGAGGAAUCGGGGAGCGAGGAAGAGGAGGGUAGGAGCAGGAAGCCGGGAAUGAAGGAGGCGGAGCUGGAGAGGAAGAAGAGGACGACGAACGCCCAGAGUGAGGAGGAAUCGGGGAGCGAGGAAGAGGAGGGUAGGAGCAGGACGGGUACGGGGAAGAUGGGAAGGAGGAAGGCCGAGCGGGGCAGCGAGAGCGAGGAGGAGGAGGGUGAGAGCAGGAAGGGGACGGGGAAGAUGGGAAGGAGGAAGGCCGAGCGGGGCAGCGAG